CGCUUCAUCAUAAGCUGAGAAAAGUGAAAACUUGGUACCUUUUUUCAACACUCAACAUCUUUUUCAUAUAGUUCCUAUUUUUUUUUUUUCCACUAAGCAGCAAUUAUGUCUAAUCCUUUGCGUAUUUUCGUGCCUGUCAAGCGUGUCAUUGAUUAUGCCGUUAAGGUUCGUGUUAACCCUGCCAAGACAGAUGUCGAUCGCAAUGUCAAGCACAGCAUGAACCCAUUUGACGAGAUUGCUGUCGAGGAAGCUGUCCGUCUCAAAGAAAAAGCACCCCAAACUACUGAAGUCGUAGCCAUUUCUUGUGGUUCAGCCAAAUCUCAAGAAACCUUACGUACAGCUUUAGCUAUGGGAGCUGAUAGAGCUGUUCAUGUCGAAGUCAAAGAUGACAGUACACUUCAACCUUUAGCCGUUGCCAAGCUACUCAAGGCUUAUGCUGAGAAAGACCCCGAUACAACAAAGCCAGAUCUUUUUAUACUGGGCAAGCAAGCUAUUGAUGAUGAUGCGAAUCAAACAGGUCAGAUGUUGGCUGGUUUACUUCAAUGGCCACAGACUACUUUCGCUUCAAAGGUUGAAAUCAAUGGUAAGGAUCUAAAAGUGGUUCGUGAAAUUGAUGGCGGCCUUGAAACUGUCUCUACUCAGCUACCAGCUGUUGUUACAACUGAUUUACGUUUAAAUGAACCUCGUUAUGCCUCCCUUCCUAACAUCAUGAAAGCAAAGAAAAAGCCUUUGCUUAAACUGACACCUGAAGAACUAGGUGUCGACAUUUCACCUAGAAUUGAGACAUUGAAAGUAGAAGAACCUCCUAAACGUGUAGGCGGACGCAAAGUUGAAAAUGUAGAUGAAUUGAUUGACAAAUUACGUAAUGAGGCCAAAGUUUUGUAAAACAAAAAAAAAAACAGGGUUUGAUUUGAUGUUACAAAUAAAAGAAUAGUUAUCAAACGCAAGCAUAAACUGAUGAGAAGUGUCCUUCUGAGCCGAGCGAACAGAUAAUAAGUGGCUAACACAAAAGAUGCCCCCCACCGUUGACUCUAUUUCACUUCCCUAUUUUUGUUUCUUUUUUCA
Molecule: messenger RNA, 1065 nt
Organism: Mycotypha africana
Lineage: Eukaryota; Fungi; Mucoromycota; Mucoromycetes; Mucorales; Mycotyphaceae
Product: electron transfer flavoprotein, beta subunit
Exons: 4
Coding region: 106-885 (259 amino acids)
Cellular component (GO): cytosol
Molecular function (GO): electron transfer activity
Source: RefSeq, a predicted model, not a curated record